AUGUCGUCAAUCACGACGGACGCCGAGUAUUGUGGCGAAACUCUUGAAGACGACCUGGACGCGAUUAAGAAUGCGUUUCCAGCCGGAUACACGCGGUUCAUUCGCCGUGUACGCCCAACUGUCUACCAAUGCGUGCAGAAACAGGGACAUCCACGGGCUCUAGCAGUGGUUGACGCGGUCAUCCGGCCAUACAAUAUGCGUGGGGUUUUGCACAUGCCAGACUUUAAUGUACAGAAAUCGCUUUUCAAGAUUAUGGGAUAUCAGCCAGAUAAAGGGGACAUCAAGGUAGUGUGGAUGGAGAACUUUGAGGACAAUCGUUCUUCUCUAGAAGAGUUUGUUAAUGUGACAGGAAGACACUUGCUUCUUGUCGAAAGUGAUCCAGUGGGAGAGACAUUACCAAGUGCUGAAGCUGAUAUUCCCACGUUGGUUGCACAUUUCUCUUAUCAUUUUUUCAUGCGGCUUGAGCUACUUACCAUUCACCCUCCUCCUGAUGACAAACUACCGUCAAGAUCAUGGACAAUUUUGCACAGCAUUGAAGCAGUCGAAAUGUGUACUGAGAAAUUGGGAGUGAUGUUGAAGGGAUCUGAAGCAUAUCAAAUGUGGGAGAAAUAUAAGGAAUUUAUGGUGAGACGUGCUCAUAUAAAUGCUGAUGUACUCUUAUCUCCAGUACCUUCAUAUUACAUCACACUUUCCAAGUUGCUUCGCUUUGUGGUGAAAGAAAUGGAAAAAAUGGUUUCAACACCAUUGUACAACUUGUGGCAACAUUGCCAGAACGUUGCAUCUCUGAUUGGACAGAUAUUUUGGGGAGAGCAAGAGAUGCUAGAUGCAAGCUACUGUUUGGAUAAAUCUUAUGCUAUUCAAGGUGCAUUCACUGAAGAAUACCUGACUCAUAAUCGAAACGUCCAAACGUUCCUUGUAGCAUGCUGUCGCAAAAGAUGGACAAAACGUAUGAAGUCGUGUGCAUACGACUCAUUGAAGUGGCAGGCAAAGCACUUCUUGUCAUGUUUCAGGCCUGAACAUUUUCAAGAAUACAAAAAGCAACCGAUUGAAAGAGACUGGCUUUCAAAACAGAAAGUUGUGAAGACCAUUUGGAACAGCAAACAAGGGAGGACUGAAACUCGUUCGAUUGCAGAGAUGUUACGCGAAAAGUUUCCUGAGGAGCUUGAUCAUAUGAGGCAGGAAAUGAAGAGUUUACCGAAAGUGACAUCUGAUAUUCUGAAUACGUAUUUCAAUGAGAUGUCAAACUAUGAGAAGCUCCGAAACGUUUGCGACAGGAUGUUGCGAGACGCAUAUCGACAUGUCGACGAGCUAAGGAAGGAACUCGAUGAUCUGCGCGAUUGUUUGACUGACUGCUCGUUGCCAAUAGUUUUUACAACACUCUCUGAUGCUUGCGAUAAGAAAGAGGACGAACUGCAAAUUGCAACCGCAUAUUCUGGGAAGCUCAUUUCAAUCUUAUCUGCUGUUUAUCAAGCACAACCUGCACUGGAAAAAGAGUCGGGAACCGUUAACGACAGUGCACUUAAUGAGUGGCUGUGCUCCAUAUUAUCACGCUGUCGCGGUGAUGCUGGUUUGUUGGAAGGACUACUGGCUGGGGCUGCUGACCACCUCACUGUUCGAUGUCAACAUGUGUUUUUGGAUAGCUAUCAGAUGCUGUAGCGUGUUGGGCAAUUGAGGUUGUUUUGUUUGUUAAGAAAUGCACAUCUGUAGGUGGAAGUCGGACACUUGAUAUUGACUUGAUAUUGCUUGCUAUAUUUGGUUUGUCGUUGUGGUGGCGUUCAUGUCAGUACAUGGAUUUUGAACAAUUGUGAGGCUUGGUUGAAAUUUU
Messenger RNA from Corticium candelabrum, 1825 nucleotides. RefSeq lists its product as uncharacterized. NCBI's taxonomy places the organism in Eukaryota, Metazoa, Porifera, Homoscleromorpha, Homosclerophorida, Plakinidae. The transcript has 5 exons. The record is from RefSeq and is a predicted model, not a curated record. The coding region runs from base 1 to 1656 and encodes 551 amino acids.